Messenger RNA from Sycon ciliatum, 2530 nucleotides. RefSeq lists its product as uncharacterized. Bases 290 to 2515 code for a protein of 741 amino acids. The transcript has 12 exons. NCBI's taxonomy places the organism in Eukaryota, Metazoa, Porifera, Calcarea, Leucosolenida, Sycettidae. The record is from RefSeq and is a predicted model, not a curated record.
UGCUGAAAUCUGGAGAAGGCUGAUGUGCCGCGAGCCGACACGGCCGGUGUGGACGAAUGGCAUGGCAGGCUGAGAGCAUCUCCGAACAACUUUCUUUCCAUAAAAUAGCACCCUCUCUUCUCUUCUUCCUAAAGAAAGCUCGUUGCAGCUCCGGCUGAGCUGGCUCUUCGCGUGUUGCAUGCGAGCUUUUGUUGAGAGUUUCAAAAAUUGCCCAAUCAAUUCUCAAGUCAUUCAAAGAGAAUUUACGAAGUGAUUUCCUUCGGAAGAAAGGCUUGUACUCCAAAUAGCAAUGUUGAGUCAGGUGCAGGAGCGGCGAGACGUAGCUCUGGCCGACUUCUACAAGAAGCCCACCACCAAGCGAAAGCACGACGAGCAAGAUGGCUCUGGUGGAGAGCGGUCGCCAUCGUCGUCGACACCCGUUGCCAAGCUACCCAGGCAGGAGAAGGCGACGGGCAUACAGGGCAUAGUGUCGUGGGUGGAGAACUCGUCGCUACCCAGCAAGUCCAUGGUUCUGACGGACAUCGGUAACCACUCGUAUCCGCAAGCGUGCAUGCUACUACUGACAUCACUCAAGGAAUACUUUGACAUUGGGCUGACUGUGUUGCAAGCAUCCGCACCGUCGUCCUCGGGUUCUGCAUCCUCGGCGGCGCCAGCCACAUCACACACCAUCCCUGGACGUGCACGAGUGGACGAACUCAUGGCGUCGUUCAUGAAGCCCCUCACAACUCCCCUCUGCGCAAUGGAGAAGGCCAUCCGACGUUUGCCGCCAUCCGGAGGCGACAUCUCGAUGUUUCAGCACAUUCACCCCAUCCAUGAAGCGCAGUUCAUGACAGCUCUGGUCAAAGUGUUCGACACACCGCUCACACGCUCGUCGGUGGCGGAGGAUGGCGAAGAGAAGAUCAGCCCGGUGGACGCCUCACACUCCGCCGCGGUCGACUGGUGUCUCCUAGACGUCCUGCUUACACCCUUUGCCAACUCGUCGGUCAUGGUGGAGCGCAUCGCCCGCAUUGUCUCAUUGGCCGUAUCAUUACGCUGUGCGCCGCUCGUGUCCAGUCUGGCUCGCUGGAUAUCGUGCUUCGAUCGUCGUCUGUACAAAAUCCCUGCCGCCCCUGCCGCAGCGGCCUCGAGUGCAAGCGGCACGUCCAGCAGCAGCAGCACAGCCGUCGCCACCGCAAACAGCAGUGCUGGCAGUAGCAGUAGCAGUGGUUGUGGUGGUGCCCGUCAGCACGUGUCCGUGUCUGGCGCCGUGGCGGACACGCUCGUCAACGACUUCUGCCUGCUGACGCAGCACGACAUGGAGAAGCUCUCCUGUCUGCCAGAGCUGAGUCUGGACAUGGCGGCUCUGUUCAUUAUGGAGUACCUGCAGCAACACCCGCUGCUGACGAAGGAAGACGACAGCGGCAGCAGUAGCAGUAGCGGCAGCAGCAGCAGCAAGAGAGGGAGUGGCGGGGGUGGUAGCAGGACUGGGAGCCGCAGCGGUAGCAGUGCCAGUUCUGAUGCUUCAACAAAGCCCAAGUCGGAGGCCAAGGUUAACCUUCCACACCACAAUCUAGUGGCGAUGUUUUCAUCCUGGCUGGUGAAAUGGCCGUCACUGUCUCUGUGCAAGAGGCAAACUAACUUGCCCACUGGUGUUCCACUGAGUCGGGAAUGGUCGGUACGGCCUCCAAGCUCAUCAUCCAAGACGUCGUCGUCGUCAGCAGUCCCAGCUAGAAAGCGCGAUGAUCCAAAGAUUCUGUGCCCUCUGCAAGGCUUGAGCUCGCUCUCCGUGUACGGACCGCUCGCCUGCCAGUUUGUCGUCUGCUCCAACACGUCUGCUGCCACUGCUGCCACAGUCACAUCGGGCUCGACAACGGCAGCACAAAGCACAGAGGUGUCGUCGUCAUCAGACUCCAGAACAACACCAGCAGCAGCAGCAUUGAGUUCUGCUUCUGCUAGCAGCAUCGUAGUCACGGCGGCGUCUGCGACCUCCGGCGGUGGCACACAGGCUGGGUACGAGGACAGUCUGGCACAGCUGCACGUGCAACUCCUGCAGGCUGUGUCCGCGCACCAAGACCACACGGUCGCCGCGACAACAGCAGUGGCCGCGUCCGGUAACCAGGCACCAGCAGCAGCAACUCCGCCGUCGUCCAAGCGCAGGAAAUCGUCGUCGACGGCGAGCAAAUCGGGAAAGGGUGACAGAGCGCCGGAGUCAUCGUCAGCAUCAGUAUCGCCAUCGCCUCCGCCGCGACUGUUGACGGCUGGCGGCUUGCUGGACAUAGUGCAGCAGUGUCACGACUUGUGGAAGCUGGCUCUCGAGAAAGGAUUCGAUGUGGACCGUACAGUGUCUGUGGCAGUGGAGCACUUAGCACAACUGCUCCAAGUCAUGAGCACCGCUGGAUUCCUGUCCUUGAAGAAAGAUCAUCUGGAGAGAAUACGUACUAGCCUUCCGUCAAACCGGUUAGUUCCGUCUGGCUGUUCAUGUGUCUGUAUGCUUGUAUGCUUGUAUACACGUGUCGUCACGGGUUUGAAAUCGUGAACGAACUGCCUCUAC